Lotus japonicus is the source of this 2628-nucleotide messenger RNA. RefSeq lists its product as uncharacterized. Gene Ontology annotation, molecular function: aspartic-type endopeptidase activity. Gene Ontology annotation, biological process: proteolysis. The coding region runs from base 1 to 2628 and encodes 875 amino acids. Lineage: Eukaryota; Viridiplantae; Streptophyta; Magnoliopsida; Fabales; Fabaceae. The record is from RefSeq and is a predicted model, not a curated record. The transcript has 3 exons.
AUGAUUGAAAUCUGUCAUGGAUUUUAUGUUGUUUUCCCCCAAUUUGGGCUAAUUAGGGUUUCUCCUUCCUCUCUGUUCAGCAUCCUGGCAGAGGGUAACCUCUUACCAUCUGGUGCUUUCAUUCUUUUGAUGGCUCCCUCCCCAGAAGAAGUCGCUGGGAUGUUUGCUACCAUCACGGAGCAACUCUCAUCGAUGCUCCUUCGGCUAGACCAAAAUGAUACCACUGUCCACCAAUUAUCUUCACAAGUUGCCCAACUGUCUUCUGAGCAACCCGCUGCACUGGCGCAUAAUCCUACUCGCACCGGAUUCAACACCCGUGCAGAUCCUACCAAAGCCUUGAAGCUUCAGCUUACUCAAUUUGACGGCACCGACCCGGUGUCUUGGGUUUUCCAGGCUGAGCAGUACUUUCAGUUUCUCCAAAUUCCCGGUGAUCAACGUUUGCAUUUGGCGGCUUUCUACAUGAAAGGAGAGGCUCUUGUAUGGUAUCGAUGGAUGCAUACAAACCGUCAACUGCUUUCUUGGGAUGAGUUUGUUCGCAAUCUCACCCUCCGUUUUGGCCCCUCGGAUUUUGAGAAUCCUCAACAAUCCCUAUUCAAGUUGCAACAAACUACCACUGUCACUGACUACCAAACCCGUUUUGAAAAGCUUUGCAAUCAGGUCGUCGGUCUUUCUCCCGAGAUGUUGCUUAACUGUUUUAUUUCAGGUCUGCGGGAGGAUAUCAAAAAUGAUUUGAAGCCUUUGCGCCCGUACUCUGUCUCCGAUGCUAUCGGCUUGGCCAAAAUGUUGGAGGAGAAAGUUGCGUCCGCCAAACCACUUUCGUCACGCUUCUCUAGGCCGGCAACGGGACACAACACAUUCACUCCUGGCGCCCGUCUGCAGUCUCAGCCACUACCCGGUGCCACCUCCACCGUGAAGGCCAACCCGCCCUUGCUGUCGUCCCCUUCACUCCCAAUCAAGCGGUUAACCGGUGCGCAAAUGCAGGAACGCCGUGCGCUUGGGUUGUGUUACAACUGUGACGAGAAGUUUGUUGUCGGCCACCGUUGUCAACCCCGCCUUUUCUUGUUGAUGUGCGAUGACACGGAGGACGAUGAUCUCCUUUCUGAGGACCUUGCUGCUGAUCCGACGCCUCCUACGUUCUUGCACUUGUCUGCUCAUGCGUUCCAAGGCCUUCCGAACCCCAAGACGCUGACUUUUCAAGGUGCUGUCCUUGGACAUACAGUUUCCGUGCUUGUUGACACCGGUAGUACUCACAAUGUGAUGCCACCUCGGCUGGCUCGUUUUCUCCGCCUACCCACCAAGCCUGUUCCUCGUUUUCACGUCAUGGUGGGCAAUGGCAACCAUAUUGAUUGCACCAGUUACUGCCCAGACAUUGCACUCACCUUGGAGGGUACACUCUUUCAUGUUUCUUUUUAUUUACUUGACAUUCAAGGGGCUGAUUUGGUGUUAGGUAUGGAGUGGUUGCGGACACUUGGAAAAGUUACCUCUGAUUUCUCGGUUCCCUCGAUGUCAUUUAUGGUGGGAGACACACAACGCACCCUCAUUGGCCGUCCUUUACAAGCCCCACUCCAAGCAUCGUUUCAACAAUUGCGUCGUUUCUGGCAGCACGAUGCUAUUGCAGAGUGCCACACUAUUGCAUGUUUUCCUCACACCACUGCUAAUUUUUUUCAGCUUGCAGAUUUAAAUACGUGCCCAGCGGAGUUUAAUACAGAUAUCUGGCACUUAUUGCAGCAAUAUUCACCAGUGUUUGCGACCCCACAGGGCCUCCCUCCGGUUCGUCCUCAGGAUCACCGUAUCACUCUCCUGCCAGGGUCCGCACCCGUCAAUGUUCGACCGUACAGUUUGAACGCUUUGACCGUCAAGGACCGCUUUCCUAUGCUUACUAUUGAUGAGCUUAUUGAUGAACUCGGCGGGUCCACUAUCUAUUCUAAAAUAGAUUUGCGUUCUGGGUUUCAUCAAAUUCGUGUGGUACCUGAGGAUACCCAUAAAACAGCUUUUCGCACCGUUGAUGGCCAUUAUGAAUUCCUCGUUAUGCCGUUUGGUUUAACUAAUGUGUCAUCCACCUUUCAAGCGGCAAUGAAUGACUUAUUGCGCCCUCAUUUGCGUAAGUUUGUUUUAGUUUUCUUUGAUGAUAUUCUCAUUUAUAGCCCAGAUUUGCUUUCCCACUUGGAGCACUUACGCAUUGUGUUAGACAGCCUGCUCUCUAAUCAUUUUUAUGCUAAGUUGUCUAAAUGUGCAUUCGGUGUUGCUACUGUCGACUACUUGGGCCAUGUCAUCACUCCUACCGGCAUCAAACCUGACGCCUCAAAAGUGCAAGCCAUAUUGGAUUGGCCCACUCCGCGAUCACUCACUACUCUCCGGGGUUUUCUAGGUCUUACCGGCUUUUAUCGUCGCUUUGUGCACCAUUACGCCACUCACGCCACUCCACUCACGGAUUUACUACAGACAAAUAAAUUUAAAUGGACUGACACAGCAGAACAAGCAUUCUCAAAACUGAAAUCCAUCAUGUCUUCUGCCCCGGUCCUAGCCUUGCCCAAUUUCAGCAUUCCUUUUGAUGUCGAAACUGAUGCCUCCGGUGUGGCCAUUGGUGCGGUUCUCGCACAACAAAAAGCAUCCUAUUGCAUAUUUUAG